CCUCCAAAAACACCACAAGCAGCGAUGCACUCGGGCUGGUUUUACUCGCACCAACAGAGGCUCGAAUCUAUCGCGGCAUAUAUAGUACUUUGGCUUUCUACGCCACGAAAAAGUGGAUUCCCCAAUUCUCCCUCAUCAGAAAGUUUUUCCGUCUCUGUCUUAACAUACUCGUCUCUCCUUUCUUCUGCUUUUCCAAAGAAACCUUGAAGAAAGCGGCUCGUUAACACCAGUUGGACGCCAUUGACGUGUUAUUAAACAUCAUUGUCAGUGAAUUUUGUGUUAGUGCAGCAAACUAGAAUCCAUUUUCGGAUUGUUCACUCGACUUAGACAACCUCCAAUACUGAGUGUUUCUGUUCUGUGUUCCGAGAGUCGUCGCCAUCAUUGAAAAAACGGUGCAUAAAAGUAAGGAAUACGAGACGUGAGAGGGAAACGACAAACAGAUAAGCGACCGAGCAGCAGCUAAAGUUGGCAGGGCAAGUCUAUCUCCUUAAUAUAGAGAGAUAUCGGGCAAAAGGCGAGGUCAUUCAGUCAGCACAGGCAAUCGACGGCGUAGAUGGUUUUUCAAAAUUGUUAGUCUCAGACGAGACCAAUGUGAAGUUCACUGCAGAGGCAUCGUCUGAAACACCUGUUGAUGUGCACAGUGCCGUCGUGUCGUCCAUUCUCAAGCACCACAUUGAUCGAAACCAGCAUCAGAACAAAUUACACUAUCGCCUCUUCAUAGAAAUUAGUUCAACGCGUUCGAGCGGAGUUACUCUGCUGUUUAGUUCACCAUGGCUUAUCGAGAAAAUCGCUUGCCGGGCCCAACCAACGGUUACUCACCAGGUGGAGGCAACGGAGGUGCACAAGCGGAUAUUGAGGACGGGCCAAGCUUUGUUGUCGAACACUUAGCUACGUUUACCGUUUCGCAGCAAAAUGAAGUCAUGUAUCCAGCAGACGGAAUGCGCCGACUGUUGCACAUGGAAAAGACGUCGGGCAUCUGGACGCAGAAGAUGAUUUUGCGUCUUGACCGUGAGUGGGUCACUAUUCAAGAUUUCGAGAAUGGCGAAGUGGUCGAACGUUUCCCGCUUAACCUGAUCGUCGAGCCGACUGCUUUCACCAGUUUGGACCCAAAGGAUUUGUACAACAACAUUUUCAUCUUCGUGGUUGGUGAGGAUCCACUCAACCGUGACCCACCCGAAAUGCACAUCUUCCAGUGCGUUGGCGUCUCCUCAGAACUCGUUACCGAAGAUAUGAAGAUGUACCUUGCAGGUAAUUACAGACCGAGCAAUCCUUCGCGCAUUCCACCGCCACCGAACAAGCCGCCACCAGAGCCACCACUCAACGGGGCCAAUCAAACAGUUUUUAUGCGCCACAUGAACGAUGACGCCAGUUCAACGUCGAGCGAACGCUAUGAAAAGGACGUGACGGUACUGAAUCGCUGCUUUGACGACAUCGAGCGUUUCAUAGCUCGUUUACAACACGCUGCUGCAGCUCGCCGCGAGCUCGAACGCCGUAGGAAGUCGCGGAAAUCCAAAAAGAAGGAACAAGGUGAUGGUAUGCUUUCCAUGAGAGCUCGACCACCUAGCGAGGCCGAAUACAUCGACAUCUUUCAGAAAUUUAAACUUUCCUUUAACUUAUUGGCCAAACUGAAAUCGCAUAUUCACGACCCCAAUGCUCCGGAGUUGGUACACUUUCUGUUUUCGCCAUUGACGCUGAUCGUGGAGGCAUCACACGAGUCUAAUACGGUGCCCAAUCUUCCGGCCUGUGUCGUCGCUCCACUGCUCACAUACGACGCCAUCGAAUUGCUUUCAAACUGUUUAUCCAGCAAAGAAACGGAGCUGUGGCACUCUCUUGGAGAAGCUUGGCACACUCCAAAGGAUAAGUGGAACAGCUACGUCGUCCCUUACGUGCCCACGUUCAUGGAUGGUUGGACACCGGAUGCCUCGUUCUUCCCUGAGGAGAAGGAAGAGAACAAACGCUCAAAUACGGAAAUGACGCGAUACAGUAGUGAGUUUUUCUAUGACAGCGACCGUGGAGAUAGAAGAUCGCACUCGCCACCGUCUGAUCGCGAUUUUGGUCCACGUAGUGACAUUUCUAAUGAUUCGAUCGAGAAGAACGGCGACCCGGCUGCUCGUUUCGAGCAUCAACAACGUCGCUGGCUGUCGGAAUUGAAAGCCCGUAACGCCAAGAUCGUACAGGUUACCUAUCCGCGAACAGCCAACAACGACAAGGAACUGACUGUCGUCCGCGGUGAAUAUCUGGAGGUAUUAGACAAUAGCCGCAAGUGGUGGAAGGCCCGGAACAUGCAUGGCGUAACGGCGCACGUGCCGCACACAAUCGUGACGUUGCUGGUGCAGGACGACGACGUUUUCACUCCUCCUUCGUCUGCCGGUUGGCAUAAAGGCAAAAAAGGGGACACGAGUGACAGCUACAGCGAGGAUAGCGAUGGCCUGCCAGCGAAGAGCCGUCGACAAAGACCAAGAGCCGAAUCUGUUGUCUCCAUUCCACCACCACCUCCACCUAUGCCGCCUAAAGAAUCUGAAAAGAAGCAUAAACCAGCCAAAAAGGAGGAAGUCAUCAAGCCUAAACCUUUACAAAAGAGCGCCAGCAAUCAAGACCUUAUGGUGGAAGAGCUGAAACAUCUAUUGGACAUUUACCAACCAGAAAAAAGUAAAUUGGACAUUCGUAAGACUCCCGAAACGUACAUCACACUAAAAUCGACUCCCGAUGAAGUCCGUAAUUGGCUUAAAGCAAAAGAAUUUGACAUUGUAAUUCAAAAACGCUUGAAUGGUAUGAGUGGCGAAGAGUUGUUUAAACUCAAGAAAGCCGAUUUGGAGAAAUACUGCGGUAAGGAAGAAGGUCGUCGACUGGACUCGCAAUUGACGCUGCAACGUAAAGCCUCUGGGUACCAAACAAUGCGCUCGUCUGAACUACACGAAGCGUUGAAGAGGGCAAGGAUGAAAACCGAAACAGAUGGCAAGAACGGGAAAGAACAGCCGAAAGCUAAAAGUCAACCAAAACGCGAAGAACGCGAUACUCCAGAGCCCAAGGAGUUUUACUUGAACAGCGGGUCUAGUGAUCGUACGCCCUCACCAACGCCCGUGAAAAAACAUGCAAAAAAACCAGCUAAAACCAAAGUACCUCUGAAUUUAGACGUCGACUAUGAUUCCGACGAUGACGUCCCAGUUCCGACCGGCACGUUGCGUGACAUCAUUCGCAAGCAAAAAAAGAAGAUGCAAAGUAAUAGCAGCUAUGACGACUAAGCAAUUUGAUUUCGCCAUUCCACAUGUUACAUCAAAUUCUUAUGUGUGUGGUCCACCACACAUUGCUGUUUUACUGAACCCAACAACUGAAGCAGAUUUACUUAUAUUAUUACUUAUAUCAGAGCAAUUCAAAUUAUAGAAAUUGUUCGAGAAAUUUAUUUCAGUAUUCCGUCAAAACUAGAAAUGUUAUUUCCUUUACGUUUUCGAGUAAUGCCCCACCCUUAAUAUGGCACAUUUUUUUUUAAUUUCAGAGUAGUAAAAGACUUCAAGUAAAUCGCUGAUUGGUUUAAACAGCUGGUGCAACAGCCCGCUGUUCAGUUUCUGACACCGAAAUACACGUUAUACAGCAUAAGAA
This is a messenger RNA of Daphnia carinata, 3597 nucleotides long. RefSeq names its product epidermal growth factor receptor kinase substrate 8-like. The record is from RefSeq and is a predicted model, not a curated record. Bases 771 to 3242 code for a protein of 823 amino acids. Lineage: Eukaryota; Metazoa; Arthropoda; Branchiopoda; Diplostraca; Daphniidae. The transcript has 15 exons. Gene Ontology annotation, biological process: regulation of Rho protein signal transduction; Rho protein signal transduction. Gene Ontology annotation, molecular function: actin binding. Gene Ontology annotation, cellular component: plasma membrane.